AUGUUUGGAACAGGCCCUUCGAAUAAUUCUUCAUCUUUGUUUGGUUCGACGACAACUGCGACUGCUACUCCAUCGACUGGUUUGUUUGGUGGCAACUCGUUGUUUGGUAAUACAGGCGCAGGUGCAGGUACAAGUAGUGCAUUGACAUUGUUUGGUGCUUCUGCUGGUGGUGCAGGUGCAGGAGGUGCCGGUGCAGUUUCGAAUACAGCACCUUCUACACUCGCAUUGUUUGGCGCCAACACAACAACAACACCACCACAAAGUACAUCGUUGACAUCAGCAAGUAGUCUCUUUGGUGGAGCUGGCCUCGGUGCUGGUGGUGGUAGUGGAUUGGGCGCAUUGACUAGCGCGAGCUCUGGUGCUGGUGCAGGUACUGGCUUGUUUGGUGGAAUGUCGACGACUACAGCUGCACCAGCUACAACAGGCUUGUUUAACACUGGUUCAUCGACUGCUCCUUUGACAACAACAGCUACAACAACACCAGGAGCUGGCUUGUUUGGUGCACAAACAGGCGGAACGUCUGCAUCAAGUCUGUUUGGAGGCACAGGUGCAACAGGCACAUCAACAACAGGUACCUCAUUGUCACUACCCAGCACAACACCAUCCUCAAGCCUCUUUGGAGGCAAUGGACUGAACGCCUUGGGAUCAGCCGCAGCAUCAACAUCAACAACAAGUGGUGGCCUAUUUGGUGGUGCUGGCACAUCUAGCUUGGGCUCUGGUUUGGGCUCAGGCUUGGGAUCAGGCUUGGGAGCAGGCACGGGAGGUCUAUCUUUGGCAUCGAACACAUCAGCUGCGACAACUUCAACUACACCCCCAAUAUCACUUGGUGGAGGUCUGCCAACUGGUGGUCUGUUUGGUAACACAGCGGCAUCAACAACAUCAACGACAGCUCCAGCUUCAGGUCUCUCGCUUGUCGGCGGCGGCCUUUUUGGCACAGGAUCGUCAUUGACUUCGAACAUAUCGGCGCCAUCAACAACCCCUACCACCUCACUCCUGGGAGGCACCACCGCCGACGCCUCUUCAACCACAGCACCAGCUACAUCGAGUCUUCUUGGUGGAGGUGGACUGUUUGGCAACACAGGCGCCUCACUCACAUCAGCAACAACACCUUCGACUGCAACUGCUGCACCAGCUACAACAGCCCCUUCUACAACAUCCGGUGGCCUCUUUGGCACAGGCUCUUCUUUGACGUCGCUCACAACACCCGCAUCAACAACUUCAGCCCUCGGCGGAGGAGGCCUGUUUGGACCAGGCGCCGGAACAGGUCUGUCGCUGGCAUCAACUGCCGCACCCGCGUCUACAUCAGCCACAAUUACAUCAAGCCUGUUGGGCACGACCGGUGGACUCUUUGGAGCCGACAAGCCAGGACAAACAUCAACCUCACUCAUUACGCCAACAACCACAGCCACCUCAACCUCAACACCCGCGACAACUGCCCCCGCCACUACUACACCAGCCACUGCCACGACAACCUCGCCAUUGACAACAUCGAUGUUGUCCAAGCCCGAAGAGGUCAUUGAAAUCAACGAGAGCAAGGUUCUGGAGCAACUCUUCAAUGAGUGGAGCUCAGAGAUCGAGACACAGACACGCGAGUUCUAUCAUCAAGCCAAACAGAUCUAUCAAUGGGACACAUCAAUCAUGGAGAACUCACAAAAGUUGAAUACACUGAUGGAAACAGUACAAUCAGUCAAUGCACAACAAAAGACACUGGAACAAGUGAUCAGUAUUAUCAAUGAUCAACAAUUGUUGUUGGAAAAGUCGUUGAACGCACUGGACGACAAGAUCAAGUCCAAUCCAAGAGAGAACGAAUCAUCAUCCGACAUUGAAAGAGAGAGAAUAUACUAUUCCACCAAGAAGAUUGAUGAGGACAUUGCUGGAAUUGAUAACAAACUUCAAACCAUCGUUAAUAAGAUUAAUCAGAACCAAUCCAAUGAGCCCAAAGACCAGAAACAACAAAUUGUAAAGAUUCUCAAUGAUCAUUUGAAUGCACUGCAAUGGUUGGACAAGGGAUCCAACAUACUCCAGGAGAAUCUGAGGGAGAUUGAGGAAUUGGAGAACGAACUAUCCAUCAGGAGAAGAUUCUAA
This is a messenger RNA of Acytostelium subglobosum LB1, 2085 nucleotides long. RefSeq lists its product as hypothetical. The record is from RefSeq and is a predicted model, not a curated record. NCBI's taxonomy places the organism in Eukaryota, Evosea, Eumycetozoa, Acytosteliales, Acytosteliaceae. Gene Ontology annotation, cellular component: nuclear pore; nuclear pore central transport channel. Gene Ontology annotation, molecular function: structural constituent of nuclear pore; phospholipid binding. Gene Ontology annotation, biological process: RNA export from nucleus; protein import into nucleus. The transcript is spliced from 4 exons. Bases 1 to 2085 code for a protein of 694 amino acids.